Molecule: messenger RNA, 720 nt
Organism: Aspergillus udagawae
Lineage: Eukaryota; Fungi; Ascomycota; Eurotiomycetes; Eurotiales; Aspergillaceae
Product: LOG family protein
Exons: 2
Coding region: 1-720 (239 amino acids)
Biological process (GO): cytokinin biosynthetic process
Cellular component (GO): cytosol
Molecular function (GO): hydrolase activity, hydrolyzing N-glycosyl compounds
Source: RefSeq, a predicted model, not a curated record
AUGGCGCAACAAGAAAGACGAACGGUCAUCUGCGUUUUCUGCGGUUCAUUGGCCGAUAAAUCUGGCCACCACUUGGAAGCGGCUCGCCUUCUCGCGCAUGAAUUCCAUAAGAACAAUGUUCAGCUGGUUUAUGGCGGUGGCACCGUGGGUAUCAUGGGUGAGCUGGCCAGAACCCUAGUAUCAUUAUCUGGCCCACAGGCUGUCCAUGGCAUUAUUCCUAAGGCACUUGUCGAGGUUGAGGAGGGCUAUAAAGAUAUCGACCGUCAAAGAGGUACGACAAAGGACUCCAGUCCAAACAGGCAAGGCAAGGCCGCGGAGCGCGUUGUGUCGCACUCGAUCGAAGCGUCGGACUAUGGCCUGGUGACCAUUGUUCCGGACAUGCACACCCGCAAGCGAUUAAUGGCUCAGAAGGUCCUCGAGGGAGGUCCCGGCUCAGGCUUUGUCGCGCUAGCGGGGGGCUUUGGUACCAUGGAGGAGCUUAUGGAAAUGACCACCUGGAACCAGCUGGGGAUUCACAAGGCCGGUGUGGUCUUGCUGAACAUCAAUGGUUACUGGGACGGAAUCCUGCAGUGGGUGCGGGCCUCUGUGGAGGAAGGUUUAGUGAGUCAGGAAAACGCGGGAAUUCUCACCCAGGCGACUAGGGUAGAAGACGUUCUGAAGAUGCUGAGGGAGUACCGAAUUAGCAAUGACCGAUUGAAACUGGACUGGGGUCAGGAGUGA